ACUAGAGGUCUAACUGGAAAGGGUCUCUCUCUAUACAGCAAAGAAAGUAUGGUGGACUUCCAGUAGCUGCAGACAAACACUGCAGCCAGGCGUGCUCCGUAAUGUUGAACAUUCAGAUAAAUAAAACUUUAUAAAAGUUCAGAGGUAAAGCAUAGCAAAGUGUAAUAAAACAUAGCGAAAACAUGGUAAAGCAUAGGUAAGCAUUGUAGAGAUGUAUGACAAAGCAUAUUAAAAAAUAAGGCAAACUAUGGUAAACUGCUGUACAGUAAAUGUUGUAAAUGUUGGGAAAAGAAUGUGAAAACUGCACAAUUAUUGUGCAAAUUUACUGUGGUAAACGUUUACAUGGGUUACUUGAAUGCAAGCCUCACAAGCUUAGUACAUGGCUAUUGUUCUUGUAUAUCAGAGCAGCUGUACUCUAAUUGGAAGAUUCAGGGUGGGAGGGGUGUUACAUCACAUCAAGCUUCCCAGAAGCACACAUGACAUGUUGUAUGAUAUGGGACCUUUUCCAGCAAUUUCCCCCAAGCUUUAAACCAGAUGUGUCCAAAUAGUUUUGAAUUGAGCAACUUGGUUUUGCACAAUUUGAUAAUGGAUAACCCAGCACAAGCAGCUACAACUACCUAGUUCAGUUCUUCGUGAAAUUUGGACACCCUUAUGUUCCUUCACUUUGUUUCUGCAUCAGCUGUCUGCUCGGUGUGACUGUGUUGAUUGCUCGACCUUUCUCCUCCCACUCGAUGACAUCUGCGCUUGCCCAGUCGAGCCUGGAUGUCAAUUUCGGGGUUGUGUUGGUUGGUUACAUUGCAAAUUUGACUGUGGUUGUUAAAGUUUGGUUUCUUGCAACAGCAUUUAAAUAGACGACGGGGCUCUGGAUUUCACCCUGAGCCAAUUGUGAAAUUACUGUCACGUAAUGCGCUUAAGAAAUGGUUUCCAUCCGUGGAUUGUUACUGCUUUUUGUCUACCCCUUUCUCCUGUUCUGUUCUGGGAGUCCUGUUAAUAAAGAAUGCACUGGCAAGAUCUGUCAGAAGCGGCCGCCAGUCGUAUUGAUCCCGGGUGACCUGGGUAACCAGCUGGAAGCCAAGUUGGACAAGCCCAGUGUGGUGCACUACAUGUGCUCCAAGAAGACCGAGGACUACUUCACCCUCUGGCUGAAUCUGGAGCUACUCAUCCCACUUGUCAUUGACUGCUGGAUUGAUAACAUCCGACUGGUGUAUAACCACACCAGCAAGACGACAGAGUCCCCUCCAGGAGUGGAUGUGAGGGUGCCGGGUUUCGGACAGACCUUCCCCCUCGAGUACCUUGACCCCAGCAAACGCAGCAUGGGAAUCUAUUUCUACAUGCUGGUGCAGGCGAUGGUGGAAUGGGGGUACACGCGGGACGAUGACGUGCGGGGGGCUCCCUACGACUGGCGCAAAGCCCCGAAUGAGAACCAUGACUAUUUUGUAGCCCUGAAGAAGAUGAUUGAGGUCAUGGCGGAGAAAUUUGGGGGUCCUGUGGUCCUGAUCGCUCACAGCAUGGGCAACAUGUACACUCUCUACUUUCUCAACCAGCAGCCGCAGGAGUGGAAGGAUCACUAUGUCAAGGCCUAUGUGGCCCUUGGACCACCCUGGGGCGGAGUGGCCAAAACCCUGCAUGUGCUAGCCACAGGAGACAACAACCGGAUCCCCGUGAUCAGCAAUCUGAAGAUUCGCGACCAGCAGCGCUCAGCUGUCUCCACCAACUGGCUGCUACCCUACAACAACACCUGGCCUGCGGACCAGGUCUUUGUGAUUACACCCAAGGGCAACUACACUCUCCAUGACUACCAGCAGUUCUACAACGACAUCCACUUCCAGGAUGGCUGGCUGAUGCGCCAGAACACAGAGCCGCUGGUGUACAGCCUUGAGGCCCCUAGGGUGGCUGUACACUGCCUGUACGGGAGUGGGGUUGACACUCCUGAAUCAUUUGUCUACUCUGAAUUUCCUGACAAGGACCCCAAGGUCCAGUUUGGGGAUGGGGAUGGCACAGUAAACCUGGCGAGUGCCAUGCAGUGUAUGCGCUGGAUUGGGCAGCAGAAACAGCCAGUCCAACUCAAGGAGCUGAGGGGCAAUGAGCACAUUGCAAUGCUUUCUAAUUUAACUACCAUCAGCUAUGUCAAACAGGUGCUGUUUACACCUUGAGCAAUAAACUGAGAAGGUCCUACAUCGGGCAGAUUCCAAAGAAAUCCAAUUACUUGCAACAAGAAGGCCCUAUUGGCAUGCAGAAUGUUACAGUUCACCUGAAAUGGUUCUUGCUCUUCUCCAAAUGGGACCUCUUCGAAACCCCAUUGAAAUUGAAGUUGGUCCUGUUUGAAUCCCAAGAACUAUGGAUUACAUCCCACAGCUUUUGCUUUAACCUGGUUCACCAUGGCUUCUGUCAAACUGGUCAUGGUCACACCACCCUGCCGAAACUAACAAUAUGCUACAAACAAUUUGUGCCUUUCUAUUUAAGUCACACCUUUCCAGGUUUUUUGGAAUUCCAUUCCAUAAAGUGUUAUAGCAAUGUAAUGAAUUUUGUUUAAUUGCAAAAAAAUUUAGCAGCAACGGUCAUUUAUUUUUUAUUUAUUUUUAAUAAUUGCGUGUCCAAUUAUUAUUUUUCACCAGCUUUGUUUUAUACAGCAGGCACCAGUGUGCUCAAUUUCCAAAUUUGUCUUUUAACUCAUCGGUGCGUCGACCCAAAAAUGAAUAUCAAUUGAAAACAAUGUAACAAAGGUCCGCACUAAUAGGAAAAACAAAUUAAUUGAAAAACAUAAUUUUCAUUAUUUAUUCUUCAUUUCACAGCUUCAUUUUUUGAAGAACAGAUUAAAGUUCUAAUCCACGUGAAAAAUCACAAACCUUCAUCAGUGUGUAUACAAUGAUAAAAUUGUAUAUUUUUCUCCAAAUUUGGAAUGCCCAACUGCAAAUGUUGUACAUCUCCAUUCAGACUCCCCCUUUAAGUAGGGGGUGCACUUUAUCUAAAAAAAAAAAAAAAGAUAAAUUCAUCAAAAAAGUCCCUUCCUCUUAUGGGAACUAUCUUAAUAGCUACAGGACUUGAAGGAUGCUGACCAAUGGUGACAUCAUUCUUACAUGGCCUCAUGACCCAAUCUGAUGGAGUGUGUUCAGAAACAGCAGUUUCAAUAAAUGCUUUCAUAAUUUUAAAAGAUUUAAUUUAUUUAAUGAAAGUGCUGAUUUUUUUCUAUUUAGUGAAAUAUCUUGAAAAUAAUAAUAAUAAUAAUAAUAAUAAUAAUAAAAUAAAAAAAACAGUUGCUAAAGCUAAUAUCUAUGAAUUACAGCCACAUGGAGUAGAGGGCCACAACAGAUGUUCUAGAAAAUUUUUUCCUAUAUAAAUCAAUUGUCUUGACAGAGAAGUUUGUAAACAAGUAUAUAUGUGUGUGUGUGUGUGUGUAUAUAUAUAUAUAUAUAUAUAUAUAUAUAUAUAUAUAUAUAUAUAUAUAUAUAUAUAUAUAUAUAUAUAUAUAUAUAUAUUAUAGUGCAGUACUAGAGGGUGAAUGGUUUUAAGAAGAGUCAGGGAGCCCCACAUUCUGAAGCAUUAAUAUACAGCUUUUACCAGAGACAAAAGCCUCCCCUGCAGCAGCCCAGCAGAGAUUUCCACAGAAACACAGCCAGACAGCAGAAUAGAAGAUCUUGAUUGAACAGUUGUUGGUGGCUCGGAUACAUUAUUUACUGACACUGUGAAAAGGGAGGACUUGUACGUCUUGGGUUUCUGCCUCACCAUCCAAGAUUAAACAAAGUACCGCCACUGAGAUGCUACUGCAAUAUUUGAGACUACCGGAACGCUAAGAGGGGAGUGUUCACAUGUUUAUUUUUUCAAAGAUAUCGCUUUUAUUUUCAGAGUUCCAGUGGCCGAUUCCUUAUUAGGUUUUCAAGUAAAAUUUUUAUCAGAAAAUACUGUAUCUUGCUUUCUGUAAUUGUGAUGUAUAGCUAUUGUGUCACAAUUUAUUAUAAUGUAUAAGUGUAAAUUGUUAGAAAAUUUGGAGCUUUAUUUUUGUUAGGUCAAAACAUGAAACUAAAUGAAAGAGCCCAGAUAUAUUAUUUCACUUAAGUGCUAUAAUUAUUUUGAAAAUGUAUACUGUGGGUUGUACUAGUUAUCUGUGUGAAAUACCCUUGUAUAAAGAUUAAUUCAUCCUUGGCCUUUACAAAUUCCCAGGGAAACUGAAACGGUAAGCUAAUUGUCUGCCAAAAGUGCUCUUACACUUUGACAAUGUGUUCAUUUUAAUUGUAUUAAAUAGUCUGUAUAGCUUACUGCAAAUCCCACAGCAAUGUAUGAAUUCAUGCAUGUAAUAACUCACUCAGAACCCCAGCCUUACUUACCACAUUAUAUUUCAUUUUAUGUUUCAGACAUUACAACCUGGAGACACUUGAAAACUCAAAAGUACUGUGGUCUCAGUACAGCUCUCAAGCACGUCUUCUCUAAGUUCAGUUGGUACACCAGUGUAACCUUUCCCCCCUGCAACACUCUGCCCCUAGUCGGUCUAAGAAAUACCACAUAGAACAAAUGUGGUGUUUCUUAAUUGAACGGUUAAUUGUAACACGCAGGUGUAUCAGUUGAACUUAGAAUGCAUGUUUGAGUGCUGCAUUAAGGCCACAAAAAGUCACCAGUAUAAAAGUAUUGCAAUGGUGGUGCCAUACAUUUUAUUUAAUGCAGGUCCAGGAUUUUUUUUUUUUUUUUUUUUUUAAAUGCUAUACAACGUGCUUCAAAACAAUAAGAAUAUAUUAGUUUACAUAACUGUGGUAUUUCAUACCCCUACCAAGUUGCUCUUAAAGUUGCUUAUCCUUUUAUUUUUGUUAAGCUGCGAUUCUAGAUUCCUAUGAUUAUUAAGAGUGGUAUGUGGGGAAACAUGUUUCCAUUCUGUAGCAAGUUGUACCUCUUGCCUUGCUGCACCUAAUAAUUAUAUUAAAGAUGACAACUGUCUUUCGAUUCAUGAUUUAUGUACCAGGACUAGUGACCAAUCCUGUGAACUCGCUUCAGAAAGUUAUGGGAGAACCUGGGGUAUAGUCCAGCUAUGUUAGGACUGAGCUGACAACAGCCAGCAUCUAAAACACUUUCACUAGAAAGGCAGGAGUUUGUGUACCUUUGUAUUUAGCAGAACACUUGCUAUACAAUGUAUCCAUUGACCGUAUCUUUCCUUUACUGGUUUUUGCACAAAGAGUUUACACCUUCAUGUGCCUGUGUGCCUAAUUUCUAAAAAAAUAAAUAAAAUAAGCACCAAUCAGUGCCAACAGUGGAAUCCAGGUCAUGCUCUGAUAUCAAAUCCCACGCAUCAAUUAAAACAACCAAUCAUCUGCUCCGCAACAGAAUAAGACCAAAUUAAGUCAUUGGUGUGGAUAUGUAUAUAGAAUUCAAGAUUUAACAACUGCUUAUAGCAUCUUCCCCAUUGGAUACUCAAAACGCAGAUGAAUAUGUGGCAUAAAUAUUGUAUAUGGUAAACCUCGUCUAGCAGCCAUGAUUGAGGGCCAAAUUUUAUAUUAUUGUCUGCAUAGAGCAGGGAGACAAUGAACAAUGUGCAUUAUCAGUGUUUUUUCUAGCCACAGGAUUAAAAAGAGCCUGUCAGUAAUCUUAGGUUUUGUGUAUGAAUGUCUAGUAAUAUAAAUGGCAAGGUGUCUUUUUUUCCCCCCCAAAUGUUUUCAUUACUGAUUUUUUAAAUGUACUUUCCCAAUAAACAAAAAAAUAAUUAAA
This is a messenger RNA of Acipenser ruthenus (sterlet), 5688 nucleotides long. RefSeq names its product phospholipase A2 group XV-like. NCBI's taxonomy places the organism in Eukaryota, Metazoa, Chordata, Actinopteri, Acipenseriformes, Acipenseridae. The transcript is spliced from 6 exons. Bases 918 to 2153 code for a protein of 411 amino acids. Gene Ontology annotation, biological process: phosphatidylcholine metabolic process; ceramide metabolic process. The record is from RefSeq and is a predicted model, not a curated record. Gene Ontology annotation, cellular component: lysosome.